AUGUCUGACACUACUCAGUCUAUUAAGUGUGUGGUGGUCGGGGAUAACGGUGUUGGCAAGACCACCCUCCUAAUCCAAUACACAGCUAAUUAUUUUUGUCCCCCGGAACGAGUCCCCAUCGUUUUUGACAAUUAUUCCACCAAAGUUAGAGUCGGCGAUCAGUCCUACGACCUGGGACUGUGGGACACCUACAAACCCGAAGAACAUGACCGCCUCCGCCAGCUUUCAUACCCUGGAACAGACGUCCUCCUUGUCUGUUUCUCGGGAUGGCCAUCCUUUGAAAAUGUGGAGAUCUGGCUGGAUGAAAUCCAAUAUUUCUGUCCGGGCGUUCCGUGGUUGCUUAUUAGAACUCGGGUUGAUUUGAGGAAUGAGCAAAGCUCCCGAGCUAAUAACGGGCGGGGGAAACAAGUGACAAGAGAGGAGGGUCAUAAGUUAGCUAAGAGAUUGGGUGCUGUUAAAUAUAUCGAAUGCUCUGCUUUGGAGAAAAUUGGUGUGGAAGAAGUCUUUGAAGAGGUGCCAAUCCCUGUCACUCUCUCCUAUUCACCGACUAUAGCUGACCAUAUAUCGUUUAGGUUAUCAUCGCAUCGCAGCUACCAAGGCCCACCGGGGAAAGGAAGAGGUCAUGCAUACUUCUUUCAGGAUAGAAUUACUAGGUUCCUCACGACAUUUACGCUUGUGUACACCUAA
Penicillium cosmopolitanum is the source of this 687-nucleotide messenger RNA. RefSeq names its product Rho family protein. The transcript is spliced from 3 exons. Gene Ontology annotation, biological process: small GTPase-mediated signal transduction. Bases 1 to 687 code for a protein of 228 amino acids. Gene Ontology annotation, molecular function: GTP binding; GTPase activity. The record is from RefSeq and is a predicted model, not a curated record. Lineage: Eukaryota; Fungi; Ascomycota; Eurotiomycetes; Eurotiales; Aspergillaceae.